Molecule: messenger RNA, 4440 nt
Organism: Sebastes umbrosus (honeycomb rockfish)
Lineage: Eukaryota; Metazoa; Chordata; Actinopteri; Perciformes; Sebastidae
Product: kinesin-like protein KIF20A
Exons: 32
Coding region: 165-4265 (1366 amino acids)
Biological process (GO): microtubule-based movement; mitotic spindle assembly
Cellular component (GO): nucleus; spindle microtubule
Molecular function (GO): ATP binding; microtubule binding; plus-end-directed microtubule motor activity
Source: RefSeq, a predicted model, not a curated record
ACCGGCCGUCUCUCGGUGUUUCUGCUCUAAAUGCUCCGCCUGCUGAAUGAAACACAUCCACAGUGAGGUAACUGUCCGUUCAACGUUCACAGCGGUGAUGAGAGGCUGUUACAGAGUUAGCUAGACGAGGCUAAUGCUAACAUGCUAAUGCUAACAACACAGAAAUGAUGGAGUCUUGUCUCGGAGGGAAGCCGGAGAGAGUCGGACCGGUGGAGGUGGACGACAUCAAGAGAGACCUGCUGGGUGAAUUCACUGCUCUACCUGCACAGGACAACGUUCAGUCAGAGAACCUGCAGGUGUACCUGAGAGUUCGACCGUUCACCGCCGCCGAGAGCGACAACGGAGGGUCGCAGGAGUGUGUGACCAUCGAGGGGCCGGACACGGUGGUCCUGAAGGCUCCCAGGAGCUGUCAAUCAAACCGACAGAGCGACAAGUCCCUCCCACAGACCGCACAGAGGUUCACCUUCACACAGGUGUUUGACCCGGAGGCCAGUCAGAGGAAGGUGUUUGAAGGUUCUGUUCGUGGUUUGGUCCGAGACGUUCUGGGUGGAGGAAACUGUCUGGUGUUCACGUACGGAGUCACCAACGCUGGGAAGACCUUCACCUUCCUGGGUCCGGACCAUGACUCCGGUCUGCUGCCCCGGUCUCUGGCGGUGAUCUUUAACAGUAUUGAAGGUCGUCUGUACGCUCGGACCGACCUGAAGCCUCAGCGCUGCCGAGACUUCAGCAGACUGACUCCAGACCAGCAGGCAGCCGAGUCCAGCAGCAAGAGGAACCUGCUGAGGCUGCUCAAAGAGAGCGACAAAACUCAGACGUCUGGAAGAUCAACGUUUCUUGACGGCUCGGCUCUGAGCACCGACAGCAGCGUGAACAGCGUCUCUGAGGCCGACAGUUUCUGUCUGGACGUGGACUCAAACGUCCGUUUCUCCGUCUGGGUUUCAUUCUGUGAGAUUUACAACGACAACAUCCACGACCUGCUGGAACAGGUUCCCAGUGGACACCACAAGAGGACGGUGCUGCGUCUGUCUCAGGACGUCAAAGGAAACUCCUUCAUCAAAGACCUGCGGUGGGUCCAGGUGAGCAGCUCUGACGAGGCCUACAGAGUGAUGAAGAUCGGGAAGAAGAACCAGAGUUUCUCCUCCACCCGACUGAACCAGCUGUCCAGCAGGAGCCACAGCAUCUUCUCCAUCAGGAUCCUCCGAGUGGACGACGUCGGCGUUCCCAGAGUCCUCGGCAUCAGCGAGUUGUCUCUGUGCGACCUGGCCGGCUCGGAGCGCUGCUCUCGGACUCACAACACCGGAGAGCGACUGAAGGAGGCGGGAAACAUCAACAGCUCCCUGCUGACGCUCGGGAAGUGCAUCAACGCCAUGAGGCUCAACCAGCACGCCAAGUUCCAGCACCACGUUCCCUUCAGGGAGUCCAAGCUCACCCACUUCCUGCAGUUCUUCUUCUGUGGUGCCGGCCGGGUCUCCAUGGUGGUCAACAUCAACCAGAACUCGUCCUGCUUCGACGAGACGCUCAACGUCCUCAAGUUCUCCGCCCUCGCCCAGAAGGUGGUGGUGUUGAGCUCGAGGCCGGCGGUCCCGGACGACGCCCCUCACAAGUCGGCCAUGGAGCUGUCGAUGAUCAUCGACGAGGCCGACCGACGCAGGAACGUGUCGGGGCGAGGCAGGAAGAGCUCGCUGGUCGCCUGGGAGACGACCCUGGAGGACGUGCUGGAGGAUGAGGACGGUGAAGAGUCGUGGGAGGAGGAUGAAGAGGAGGAGGAGAGUGGGAUGGAGGGAACAGUGCUGGAGGCAGGAGGUGAGGAAGAUGAGGAGAAGGAAGGGGACAGGACCAUGGAGGUAGAAGAGAAGCGGUCGGACCGGGAGGCGGCGCUGCGUUUGGUUCUGGAGGCUCAGAUCAGAGAAGAAGUCAGCGCUGAGUUCAUGGAGCUCUACAACAAGAUGGAGAAAGACUACAGUGAGCGUCUGGAGAAGGAGAGGGAGAUCCUGGAGGAGCGAGCCGAGAAGAGAGUGGAGAUCCUGAAGAACCUCGUCAGCAAGACGGUCGACCUGUCCACGGUCAACACCGACUCCGGCAAGGAGGAGCAGGCGGAUCUGUUGGAGGGAAUCAUCAGCUCAGUGACUGAAGACCUGGAGAAGAUCAGAGAGGACGCUCAGAGUGUUCACCGCUGUCUGACUGAACACACACACACUGCAGAGCUGGAGGCGCUGCGACUGGAGAAGCAGCAGUCACAUGACCAACUGCAGGAAGCCAAGAAGAGUCUGGAGCAGCAGCAACACAAGUUAUCAGAGCUGGCGAAGAUCUGUCAGCAGAAAGACGACAUCAUCAACAAACUCCAGACCGCCAUGGACGCCACCGUGGAGAACGCCACCAGAGACAGGGAUCUGGUGGAGUCGAUCCGGUCGGAGCUGCUGGAGCUUCAGCAGACCUGCAGCUGUCUGAGGAGGACGGGAGGAGAGGAGGUGGAGGAGAGCAGGAAACGCCCGCAUGAAGCUGUGGAGGACGAAGAGAAGAGCGGACCGGCAAAGAAGAGAGGCUCCCCGGUUCUGGAGGAGGAGAUCUGGAGGCUGCAGGAGGAAAACGAGAGGAAAGAGGAAACCAUCGCUGAGCUGAGAGAGGGGGAGGAGGAGAGGAGCAGACGGGAGGAGGAGGUGGAGGAGAGGAGGAGGGGCCUCGAGGAGGAGCUAAGGAGACGGGAGGAGGAGGUGGAGGAGAGGAGGAGCGGCCUAGAGGAGGAGCUAAGGAGACGGGAGGAGGAGGUGGAGGAGCUGAAGAAGGAGCAGGUUGUCCUGGAGCAGAAGGUGCAGGAGCUGACAGAUGUGGACGAGUGUCCAAACUGUGACUCGGUGUUUUCGUCUCUGGAGUUGGAGCAGAGGGAAACAUCCAGACUGUUGAAGGAGAACAAAGCUCUGGUUAACGGCAUCUUUCAGCUGCAGACCGAGGUGACCAGUCUCCAGACGAAGCUCAAAGAGCAGACUGACAGGUCUGACAGCCUAUCAGAGCAGCUCAGCAUUGCAAAGACCCGCCUCCAGGACCUGGAGAGCCAAUCAGACGAAAAGGCCGACAGCAUCAACAGUCUGACACAGGAAGUGGAGCGUCUGAGACAGGAAGUCAAGGAGGAGGAGGAGCGGAGCAGCAGCAGCAGUGUUUUCCAUGCCGCCAUGGAGGAGCUGAAGAAGGAGAGCCAGGCAGCGCUGGAGAGAUCGUCUCAGAAAUCCCAACAGAUCCAAGAUCUGCAGAGAGAGAAGAGCCAGCUGGAGGAAGCUCUGACGCACAGUGAGAACAGGUGUGUUCAGCUCAACAACGAGUUAACCAAUCAGAAAGCAGAGUUCACCCGUCAGCUCCAGAACCUGAGGGCGGAGCUUCAGUCUGAGGGCGGAGCUCUGCGAGGGAGAAUGGAGGAGAUUGAGAGAUCAGAGGAGGAGAGGAGGAGGAACCAGGAGAGGGAGAAAGAAGAGCUGCAUCAAGUCGUGUCAGAAAAGGAGAAACUUGUAGAAGAAUGUCGCAGACAGACAGAGACUCUGAGAACAGAGCUGGAGCGUCUGAAGGAGGACCUGCAGAGGAGGGAGGAGGAGGAGGAGGAGAAUAAGGAGAACAAAGAGGUGGAGGAGAGGAAGGUGCCGGUGGUGGAGGAGCUGAAGGAGGAGAUCCAGAGACUCCAGGAGAGGAGAGGGAGGCAGCAGCAGGAGGAGGAGGAGGAGGGGUGGAGCAGGCAGUUUGAGGCUGUGAGGAAAGAGAUGGAGAGACUUCAGAGCCUGAAGGAGGAGGGAAACACUCAGAGGUGUGGUGUUCGUCCAGAACAGGACGUCCAUGUGUCUCCUCUGAGGUCCAACAUGGCCGACAGGAAGAAAACCCCCAAAUCUACCGGGAGGAAGAGGAAGAGCUGCGAGGUGCAGGACCUGGUGAUCAGUGAGAACAAGAGAAACCGAGUGAGAGGAAACACUCGAAUCAACAAACCGUCCUCUUCUGUGGUGAAGGAGAAGAGAGACGGGACCCUCCAGAAGAUCGGAGAGUUGAUCCACAGCUCUCCGUCCAUCCUGGGCAGCAAAGCUAAAACCAUCAUCGGUCUGGUCAGUGGACACUCAGUGGACGCAGUUACCACGGCAACCAAACCCAAGAGAGGACGGAAGAAGCUUUACAAGAUGGACGCCUCGACUCCGAUGCUCGACUCCCCGAACACGGCGUCUGGAGGAGUGAAGGAGGAGAAGGAGAGCGAUCACCUCAUCAUUAAGAGACAGCUGCGCUCCUGCAGGAAGUGACAUCAUCAUCAUCAUGUGACAUCACCAGAUGGUGUUAAAACCUCUCAGGACUCUGAAGAGGAAGUUUCAUUUUAAAUAUCUGUACAGUUUGUUUUGUCUGGUUAGUGAGUUUUUUAUCUCUCAGAGAACAGAACAAGAAUUCACUUUAUGAAAAAUAAAACGAUCGUCUGUCCUC